AAAGCCAAUAGAAUAACUGGUUUUUCCAUUUCGGUGUCAGACUCUCAGCUUUCUCCGCUGCGCCUUUCUAUUUCCCGCUUCCAUCCACAGUCACCGCUAAGGUUUUUCCCUCUCCAAUGGCACCCGUUACUCGAAGAACCGCGUUUCCCAAGGUUCUCAUUGAGAGGGACUCUGAAUCAGAACAGAGUUCUUCCGAGGAAGAGGGAGAAGAAGAAGAAGAAAGAAUACUUGAAGAAGAAGAAGAAGAGGAUGAUGAUGAUGAUGAUGAUGGGGUUACGACUACAAGUGAGAAGACUGAGAAUCUGGAAGUGGGUUCGGACGCAAACAGAAAAGGGAAAGCCCCCAUCACUAUUAGUCUCAAAAAAGUCUGCAAGGUAUGUAAGAAGCAUGGUCAUGAAGCGGGGUUCAAGGGUGCCACGUAUAUUGAUUGCCCCAUGAAGCCUUGCUUUCUGUGUAAAAAGCCUGGACACACCACUUUGACUUGCCCACAUCGUGUCUCAACUGAGCAUGGAGUUGUCCCAGCACCCCGUAAGAAAACGUGUAAACCUUUGGAAUACGUAUUUGAACGCCAGCUAAGGCCAUCCCUUCCUUCGAUCAAGCCCAAAUAUGUGAUCCCAGACCAAGUGAAUUGUGCUGUCAUCAGAUAUCACAGUAGACGGGUAACAUGCUUGGAGUUCCACCCGACCAAGAAUAACAUUCUGUUAUCUGGAGAUAAGAAAGGGCAACUUGGAGUAUGGGAUUUUGGAAAGGUAUAUGAGAAGGUGGUCUAUGGAAACAUACAUUCUUGUUUACUGAACAAUAUGAGGUUUAAUCCUACAAAUGACUGUAUGGUCUAUUCUGCAUCCUCAGAUGGAACCAUUAGUUGCACUGACUUGGAGACAGGACUAUCAUCUUCUCCAAUGAACCUGAACCCUGAUGGAUGGCAGGGUCCGAACACUUGGAAAAUGAUCUAUGGCAUGGAUAUUAACUGUGAGAAAGGUCUUGUUCUUGUUGCUGAUAGCUUUGGUUUUCUUUACAUGGUUGACAUGCGCUCCAACCACAGGAAUGGUGAUGCAAUUUUGAUCCACAAAAGAGGAACAAAAGUUGUCGGUAUCCAUUGCAAUCCAAUUCAACCAGACAUCGUUUUGACUUGUGGAAAUGAUCAUUUUGCUCGUAUAUGGGACCUGCGUUAUAUAGAAGCUGGAUCAUCCCUUUAUGACCUUAAGCACAAUCGUGUAGUUAACUCUGCAUAUUUCUCCCCAUUUUCUGGAACCAAAAUUCUCACUACAUCACAAGACAACCGUCUUCAUAUAUGGGAUUCUAUCUUUGGUAAUAUGGACUCUCCUAGCCGAGAAAUUGUACAUAGCCAUGAUUUCAAUCGGCAUUUGACACCCUUUAAAGCUGAAUGGGACCCAAAGGAUCCAUCAGAGUCCCUUGCUGUUAUUGGUCGAUAUAUAAGUGAAAAUUAUAACGGAGCUGCUCUCCAUCCCAUUGAUUUUAUAGAUACAAGUACAGGGCAAUUGGUAGCUGAAGUGAUUGACCCAAAUAUCACAACGAUCAGUCCAGUUAAUAAGCUUCAUCCCCGUGAAGAUAUCCUGGCAACUGGGAGUUCCAGAUCUCUGUUCAUUUGGAAGCCCAAAGAGAAGUCAGAGCUUGUUGAGGAGAAGGAUGAAAGGAAAUUUGUGGUAUGUGGAAGAGCUGAAAAGAAGCGUGGUAAGAAAAAGGGCGAUAUUAGUGAUGAAUCUGAUGAUGAAGGACUCAUGUCCAGCAAGUCCAAGAAGUUCAAGUCCACAAAGACUAAGAAUAAACACUGAAUAAUAUAAAGUCUGCUCUUGCAGAGUGUUUUGAGGAUUUUCUCAGUGUUUUUGAAGGUUUUCCAAUCAACUGCUAACCCUGUAUGGUGCCAAACACUUCUCUUUUGUAUUGUUUUUUGGAAUUUGAUGUUAGAUUUUGUGUUGUUUCUGGAAGUGGUGAUUUUGUAUCUGAUGCAAGCCUUAUUCCACCAAUCUGGCUUUAGUAGUUUGUAGGAGUUCAGAUUCUCUACUGAAUAUUUUGGUGUUGUCUUCUGCUGUGUCUUCAAAAUAUAUUGAUGUUAGUACUUUAAAAGUCUUUUUCAUAUAUUUUAAAACAUCAAAAUCAGUGUUAUAAUUGUAUUUUGAAGACACACCAGAGGAACAAUAUAGAAGAAUCUAGUGAAGAAUCCAAAUUCUAGUUAGUAGUGCUAGUGUAUCAUAUUAGAAGAUAUGCACUGUAGUAUUGUAGGUUAUAGUUAUUGGUUUUGUUUGAUUAUACCUUUUUUGCUGAUGUUGUAUGGUAUAGUCUCCUUCAUGCUUAUUAUUAAGAUUGACAUCUUAUCUUCA
Molecule: messenger RNA, 2339 nt
Organism: Vigna unguiculata (cowpea)
Lineage: Eukaryota; Viridiplantae; Streptophyta; Magnoliopsida; Fabales; Fabaceae
Gene: DDB2
Product: damaged DNA binding 2
Biological process (GO): DNA repair; response to UV
Cellular component (GO): nucleus; Cul4-RING E3 ubiquitin ligase complex
Molecular function (GO): damaged DNA binding; protein binding
Source: RefSeq, a predicted model, not a curated record